AUGAUAUCACAUUCUCGCAACAACGUUCACCAUCCACUCCAACGUACCAAUGGUACUAUCCCUUGGCCACCUCCCAAAUCAUCAUUGAACCUCACUAAAAACACAUCCUCCCCUGUACCCGAAGAGCCCUCAUUGUUCACAGAGGCCUCCAAACACGCUGCAUGGCGUGCGGCCAUGGCUCUCAAGCUUCAGGCACUCCUCUCAAAUCAUACAUGGGAUCUAGUCCCACCAUCCCCUGGUCUCAAUGUCCUAGGCUCUAAAUGGGUUUUGAAGAUGAAACGUUGUGCCGAUGGGACUCUAGAGCAUCGUAAAGCACGCCUUGUGGCUAAAAGGUACCAUCAACAAGCCGGCAUCGAUUUUUCUGAAACUUACAGCCCCAUUGUUAAGCCGGUCAUAAUCCAUAUGGUCCUUUCUAUAGCUGACUUAUUGGUGGCCCUUACAUCAAUUGGACAUCCAGAACGCGUCCCUUCACAGCGAUCUUGA
Molecule: messenger RNA, 483 nt
Organism: Carya illinoinensis
Lineage: Eukaryota; Viridiplantae; Streptophyta; Magnoliopsida; Fagales; Juglandaceae
Exons: 1
Coding region: 1-483 (160 amino acids)
Source: RefSeq, a predicted model, not a curated record